AUGUUAGCAAAAGAAGAAGAAGACGCUACCGAUGAAAACAAGGAGAUACAAAACGACAAAAAAGUCACAAUUGCGUAUGUGAUAUCAAUCACAUCAUGUCAAGCCAAUGCAACACAUGUUCUCGAUGGGGCAGCUAUUCUCGCGCAUUCGAUUCAUUUGGUUUCUCAAAACAGUACUUAUGGUUAUGCAAGAUACGCCUUUGUCUAUGAGCACGAAGCCGCGGAAUGUGUUUCUGCGUUGGAGAGAGUGGGAUGGAAAACUAUCGUCGAGAACAAACUACCCCUUGAAAAGGAUCAAAUUGUCGAUGCCGACUUUCGAAAACAUGUGGACAAACACGGCUGUUGUGGUAUAAAAGAGUUCAUGAAGCUCAAGGUUUACACCCUGGAGGACCAUCCGAUAGCGGUUCACUUGGACACCGAUGCUUUGCUUCUGAAACCGAUGGAUAGGCUCUACAAUACCAUGUUGUUGGCACCUGGCACGAAUACGAACAAAACUUUGGCUGACGAUCAUUUGAUGUUUCACAAGCGACCUACAAAUGCAUCGGACUUUUUCUUUACUCGGGAUUAUCGUCAAGGAAGUAAAUGGACCGAUGAUCCGUCUCAGUAUGGAGUUCAAGGAGGAUUUCUUGCAGUGAAACCAAACCGGACAAUGUAUGAAGAACUGAUUUCUCGAUUAACGAAUGAAACUUACGGGCUGUAUAGAGGCUGGUCAGGGAUGGGGCACUCUGGAUUCUGGGGGGCGUCGCAAAUACAAGGCUUCUUAUCGUAUGUGUAUGAGCACCACUAUCCUGGUCAAGCAAUUGAGUUGAACAGAUGUAUUUAUAAUGCAAUGAUCAACGAUAGCCCAUAUCACAAGAAAACUGGAGCAUGCCUGACGAAGGAGAAAGAAUGCCAAGACUGUAGAACACUGGACAUUGAAAACCUAAUGAGCAUUCACUUAACAACGUGUCGAAAGCCAUGGGAAUGCCCUCAUUUGCCAGACAAACAAUUCCCGAAGCUGUGUCGAGAUGCUCAUCGCGCCUGGUUCCAAGUACGCCAAGACCUGGAGAAGAAUACUUGGAAACUUUCAGUGCCAACUGAUGGAUGGCGCUUUGAAUGGACUUUGGGGUACUGUCAAAGACCUGCGGGUAUGGCAAGAAUGUUGGGAAUUGCCAAUCUCACCAUGGGUCCAAACAAACCAAAGAAUAGUCGACAGUAUGUACCAUUGCUUUUGCCUUACACAUCGUACCGGUAG
Molecule: messenger RNA, 1233 nt
Organism: Cylindrotheca closterium
Lineage: Eukaryota; Bacillariophyta; Bacillariophyceae; Bacillariales; Bacillariaceae
Source: the annotation of a GenBank genome assembly